Quercus lobata is the source of this 657-nucleotide messenger RNA. RefSeq lists its product as uncharacterized. The transcript has a single exon. Lineage: Eukaryota; Viridiplantae; Streptophyta; Magnoliopsida; Fagales; Fagaceae. The coding region runs from base 1 to 657 and encodes 218 amino acids. The record is from RefSeq and is a predicted model, not a curated record.
AUGUUGCUUAAAGACGAGCGAUGCGAAGGAGUAGUCCAUUCGGCAUGGGAUAUAAGUACAGGUGGUGAUCCAGUGUGUAAGGUAAUGAGGAAGGUUGGUGAGUGUCAGACACAACUUAAACUAUGGGAUAAAAAAGUUUUUGGGAAUGUCCAUAUAGCUUUGGCUCAAAAAAGGAAGCAAUUGGUUAAGGCUGAAAGUGAAUCCAUGGCUGGAAGGAGUCAUGCCCGGGUUAAAAUGCUUACUGAGGAAAUAUCCAAGUUGAUGGAGUUGGAAGAACAUAUGUGGAGUCAGAGGUCAAAAACAGAGUGGCUAAGGUAUGGUGACCAAAAUACCAAGUACUUCCAUUGUCGAGCAACUGAGAGAAAUAAGAAGAAUUUUAUUUCAGGGCUUGAAAAUGCGCAAAGGGAGUGGAUUGAGGGGGAGGAGCAAAUUGGGGAGAUGUUUAUUAGAUACUACUCAAAUCUCUUUUCCAUGGCUAACCCCACUAAGUUAGAUACGGUGCUAUGUGGGGUGGAACCAAGGGUGUCUAAUGCAAUGAAUAUUGAGCUGCUUAAGCCUUUUAGAAUGGAGGAGGUGCAAUUAGCUCUCAAGCAAAUGAAGCUGGAUACAACCCCAGGACCAGACAAGCUCCCUCCCUUAUUCUACAAGAAUUUCUAG